AAUUUUUUACGUGAUAAAAAAUGAGAGAUAAUUAUAAAUUAAAUUAUUUUGUGAUGGCAGAUUUUUUUUAGUUAUAGGAAAAGAAAUGAAUAAAAAUAUAAUAUUAUUAUAUAUAGUUUUUAUUGGGCCUUUCUUUAUUGCCUUAUUUUUAUAUGGGUUUUUUCCUUUAAUAAAUUAUGAUAAUACUAAAGCCACACAAGAUAAUAUACCAAAGUCUAUAGAAAAUUUUAGAAUAAAGAUAGAUGCACUAUAUAAACCUAUGGUUAAAAAAUUGAUCAUUAUGAUUAUUGAUGCUUUAAGAUGGGAUUUUAUAACAGGAUCAAUUGGAAAGAUUGCAAUGCCUGUAACAAGUAGUCUCAUAGGAAAUUCUUCAGUUUCUUUGUUAAAAACUAAAGUACAUUCACCAACUGUUACAAUGCCUAGAAUAAAGGCAAUUACUACUGGUAUGAUACCAAGUUUUAUUGAUAUAGCUUUAAACUUUGGAAGUAAACCAGUUACUGGUGAUAGUAUAUUUUUUCAAGCAAAACAAGCUGGUUAUAAAUCAAUAUUUUAUGGAGAUGAUACUUGGAUUACAUUAUUUCCUUUUAUAUUUGACCGUUAUGAUGGUACCACAUCAUUUUUUGUAACAGAUUUUACUGAGGUUGAUAACAAUGUAACUAGGCACAUACAUAAAGAAUUAUAUAAUAAUAAUGAUUGGUCUAUAAUGGUUCUUCAUUACUUAGGACUUGAUCAUAUUGGUCAUGUUUAUGGACCAUUUAAUCCAUUAAUUAAAACAAAACUUAAAGAAAUGGAUAAUGUAAUAGCAAAAAUUCAGUUUAAAGUUCAAGAAUGGAAUCAAAAUAAUGAUUCUACUUUGUUUAUUAUUUGUGGGGACCAUGGGAUGAAAGAUUCUGGUGGUCAUGGUGGUUCAACAAUAUCAGAAACAAUUGUACCUUUUAUUGCAAUUGGUGGAGAAUAUCAUCAAAAUUACAAUAAUCCCAUAGAAAUAUCACAAAUAGAUAUUGCAUCUACACUAUCUGUUAUUUUGGGAUUACCAAUACCACAUUCUAAUAUAGGGACAGUUUUUUUAGAUAAUUUAUAUGAUUUAUCUAUCUCAAAGAAAUUAUUUAUACUUUAUUAUAAUUCAAAACAAGUUUUUAGUCAUUUUCAAAAACUAGUUGAUUAUGAGUCUAAAUAUGCAUAUAAAAAAUAUUUGGAAGCAAUAAAGCUUCAUAAUGCUUGGUUAAAUACUAAAGAUCAUCCAAAUGACAUAACAGAUGAUAUUGUGCUUUCCUAUAAAAUUGCACUAAAGGAAAUGAAAGAAAUUCUCAUAAACAGUACAAUAAAAUAUGAUUUUCAAAUAAUAAUAAUAGCUAUAAUUUUUCUAUGUCACAUUACUUGUAUUUUAAUAGGAAAAAUAUCUUUUAGAUCACCUACAUUAAAAAGUAUUAUAUUUUUCAUUAUUUUAAAUAUAUUUUCAUGGAUAUUAAUCAAUCAUUUUUGGAAACAAGAAAUUAUACAUUCUUAUCUACUUGUCAAUAUUAGAAAUUUCAAUAUUUUUAUGUCUAAGAAAACAAAAAAUGGAAUAGGAAAAUGGUUUCUUUCAUUUGGAGCAUUAAUACAUGCAAUUAGUCUUGGUAGUAGUAGUUUUGUAGAAGAAGAACAUCAAACAUGGUAUUUUUAUUGGGUCACAGUUCUUAUAUUGCUACUUUACCAUUUUAUCGCGAAAUAUUUUUCAAAAGAUUUUUUAUAUACACAAUAUUACAAGAAUUACCGACAAUAUAUACAUGCACAAAUUAUCAUUAAACUUUUAUUACUAUUGAUAGGACACAGAAUUCUCAGGAAAUUAAAUAGUACUGGGGAUAAAUAUGCUCAUCUUCCUGAUAUAGCAGGAUUUUUAUUAAAACAAGAAAAUAUAUUGAGCAUGACAAUUGUACUUGUUACUGGUCUUAUACUUUUGAUAUGGAUUGAUUUUAGUCAUGAAAGUAAAACACAUAAAAUACAAUCAUUAGCACUUAAUUCAAUAGUUAGUAUAUGUAUUUAUCUUCGUCAUAUGCAUAAUGGUAAUGUUACCAAAAUAGUAUUUUAUCCUCAAACAAGUGGAGUAUACGAAGUACAAAUUUUUUGGUUUUUACUCUUGAUAAAUUUUUCAACUUAUAUUUAUAAUAUGAUCCAAACAAAAAAACACAAUGCCAAACUCUUUUUAAAAAUUUCUUUGUAUUUUAUUCUAAAAACAUGGAUUAUGAUCUCAGCAAUGCUUCAUAAACCACACAAUGUGAUACUUUUACCAUUUCAAAUAAUAUUUAGCAAUGUAAUUUCUGAAAUAAUUAAAAACGGUAUUUCUCAAGAUGUUGGUGUGAUCUUAUAUAUCUGGAUUGGCAAUGUAUUUUAUUUUUAUCAGGGAAAUUCCAAUAGUUUAGCAACUAUUGAUGUAGCUGCAGGUUACAUUGGUGUACAAUCGUAUAUCCCAUUUAUUAAUGGUUCAUUAUUGUUAAUUAAUACUUAUUCAUCUCCAGUUUUGGCCUAUUUUUUGUUUAUUUAUUAUUCGAUCUUGGAGCAUCCAUAUAAUAUUUAUGAAAUAGUCACACAAAUUAAUAAAAUGUACAUAAUGUGGAGAUUAAUACCGGUGACUCUAUAUACAAUUAUAAUUAGUAUUCAACGCCAUCAUUUGUUCAUAUGGUCAGUAUUCUCGCCGAAAUUAUUAUAUGAAGCUAUAUAUUUUACUAUUAUGUGUGUUGUCGUAUUUAUCGUGCUAAUUUUGACCACUCUACAAAAAAUAAUAAAUAAAUUGUGAUUUUAUAUUUUUUA
Messenger RNA from Apis dorsata (giant honeybee), 2787 nucleotides. RefSeq names its product GPI ethanolamine phosphate transferase 2 (gene PIG-G). Gene Ontology annotation, biological process: GPI anchor biosynthetic process. The coding region runs from base 86 to 2773 and encodes 895 amino acids. The transcript is spliced from 14 exons. Gene Ontology annotation, cellular component: endoplasmic reticulum membrane. Lineage: Eukaryota; Metazoa; Arthropoda; Insecta; Hymenoptera; Apidae. The record is from RefSeq and is a predicted model, not a curated record.